AUGGCGCUCCUCAAUCCCAUCUACGCCUUUAUCGUGCCCUUCCUCAUCGUCACCACCAUCCCUCUGGCCAUCUUCGCCGGCAUCACCACCACAUUCGCCUUCUCCGUCCUCAUCUUCCGCGUCUUCGUCGUCUACCUCGACAUUGCGCUCUCCCUGGUCUCGCAAUCCCUGUCCCAUCUCACCGAGAGCGCCACAAAGGCUCACCUGCGACCUCCGAGAACUCCGUCAUCCUCGUCGUCUGUUCACAGCCGCAACAACAGCGUCAGCCCUUCGGCCUCGUCCACCUUGCUCAAGAGGCAUCGCCGCCGCAGACCCAGUUCCUCCGUCUACUCGGCCGGGUCCGUGACUCCCGCCAGCGACAUUGGGCUGGGCCUCAUUCCCAGCGUCGGCGCCGAGAGAGAUUUUGAAGGUGUCGGUGGAUGGCGGCUGGGCGACGACGACGAAGCUUGGACAACCAUCAACUCGCGCUCCGAGCUUCCCGACCGCUUGCAUGAUCGCAAUCACCGGCGCACCUUGUCUGGAGGCCCAACCGGCGCGGCAGACGGCGGGUUUCUCAUGAUGAAAGGCCGCGCUCGUAGCCCCGAGAAGAGGAUGGUGUCAACGGCCUCUCCCAACAGUUCAAAGGCUCGGGCGCCCUCAGCUCCGCGCUUGGGAAUGCCUGGCUCCAACCAGACUGACAGCUACUUUCCCAUGACGAUGUCUUCCAAAGCAAUCAAGAGGAACCUUCUUUAA
Trichoderma harzianum CBS 226.95 is the source of this 732-nucleotide messenger RNA. RefSeq lists its product as hypothetical. The transcript has a single exon. Bases 1 to 732 code for a protein of 243 amino acids. Lineage: Eukaryota; Fungi; Ascomycota; Sordariomycetes; Hypocreales; Hypocreaceae. The record is from RefSeq and is a predicted model, not a curated record.